Molecule: messenger RNA, 1302 nt
Organism: Sporothrix brasiliensis 5110
Lineage: Eukaryota; Fungi; Ascomycota; Sordariomycetes; Ophiostomatales; Ophiostomataceae
Product: extracellular triacylglycerol lipase
Exons: 1
Coding region: 1-1302 (433 amino acids)
Biological process (GO): lipid metabolic process
Source: RefSeq, a predicted model, not a curated record
AUGGUUUGCGGUUUCGCCCUCCAUAUCGCGUCGCUACUCGCAAGAGAAGAUUCAGGCCAAUCUGUCCUUGGCGACCAUGACGACAUUGACCGCUCUGGCAGUGGUGGCCGCAGUGGUGACUUUCGCGGAGUGACAGAGGCACGACCGGCUGCUGUUGUCCCAGAGGAGACGGCCACGGCAGCCGGGCCUGAGCGACCACCUGCCCCUUUGUCGGCACCUGAGUCGGCGCUGGCAGUGCCAUUACCCGUCUUCUUGUCGCUGGAGCGCUACGCACGGAUGGUCGAUGUCACGUACUGUGUGGGCAUGACAGGCUCGGGCAUUUCACAACCGUUCUCUUGCGCUUCACGAUGCGCAGACUUUCCUGAGCUCCGGCUCGUCGCGACAUGGAACACGGGCGUCCUGAUGCGCGACAGUUGCGGUUACAUUGCCGUCGAUGACAGCGCCCGCGAGAUCAUUGUGGCGUUCCGCGGCACGUACAGUAUCGCCAACACGGUUGCCGACCUGAGCACGAUCCCGCAGAAAUACGUCCCCUACGAGCCAGGCGAGGGCGAAGACGAAGACGCCGAUGUUGCCAGGCGAGCCAAGUGCACGAACUGCACGGUCCACAUGGGUUUCCUGGCCUCCUGGGAGAGCGCGCGCAGUCUCAUUCAGCCGAUUGUCGCCGAAGCCCGGCACCAGUCGAUGAACUCGUCGCCGCUGCUCGCUGCCCCAGCCGCCCCCUACCGUGUCCAUCUCAUUGGCCACUCUCUGGGAGGCGCCGUAGCCGCUCUUGCGGCGCUGGAGAUGAAGGCUGUCCUUGGCUGGGAGGAUGUUCAGGUCACGACCUUUGGCGAGCCGCGCGUAGGCAACCUCGGAUUCGCGAAAUUCCUUGAAGGCGUGUUUAACCUGCGCUCGAACACGGCGACAAAAGAACCGAAGGAACCGACUGUGGCGGACGCGUACCGCCGUGUCACGCACAAGAACGACCCCGUCCCGCUACUGCCGUUGUCCGACUGGGGCUAUCGUUCUCAUGCAGGCGAGAUUUUUAUCACAAAGGUGAGCCUGUCACCAACACCAGAGGACGUCAUACAGUGCCGGGGCCGGAGUGACCCGGCAUGCAGUGACGUGGACGGCGAGCAUGACGGCUCUGGCGAAGAGACGUCCGCUUCGACGCGCAAAGGUAUUAUCCCGCCCAAUCUGAAGCUAUGGGAGCUCUUCUUUGCACACCGCGAUUACUUCUGGCGCCUGGGUCUAUGUCUUCCUGGCGGCGAUCCCGCGGACUGGGGCGGCGAGCGGUACAACUACACCAACGACGAGCUGUGA